AUGUCAUGUCUAGGAUCGACGGACUGGCAUCUCCCAAGUCCCUCCUCCACUCCCAAGUCGCUGACGUUCCCUGACGGAACUCUCAAAACACCAAAGACCGAGUCGUUUCCCCACUCGCACUUCCUCGACGCCUGGGCCACCCCACGACCUAAUGGGCAGCACACCCCGGUGCAGACUCCUUCCUUCACACUCUCGACGCCCAUAGGCCGGCCGUCGAGCUCGUACAGCCAACCCGUCCGCACCCCCGAAGACCCAGAGUUCCAUGUCAACCACUUCGCACCGCAAAACCUACCUCUUCCGCCGGUCGACGUGUCCCGAAGGCUGUCGUCCUCGCCGGGCCCUAAUCAGCUGAGGAAGGUUGGAUCACAGGGACAGUUCGGCUCUCGUCCUGUCAGCAUGGACUUUUCGCAGAUGCAAACGCCACCUCCGACGAGGGACGCUUCGUCUAGGAGGAGUGUGCAACAAAGUGGACAUGGGGUGGCAACACCAGCUACAGUGGUGCACAGGACGCCUAGCCAGCUGCCGGAAUCCUCAGGAGCUCUGUUUGACCAGACACCAUUCGGCUUCGCUGAUCUGCAGUACACUCCACAUAUGAUGCAGUUCCCCAGCGGUGGUCCAAUGUCUGCGCCACCCAUGCCUCAAUCGAAGCUGUUCUGGGACCCAGCGAACGAUGGCAUGCAAAUGGAUCUAGAUGUACCGCUGGGUGUAGAUCCCUUCGGUCCAACCCCGCAUAGGCCCCAGCACGACAUGAACUGGCAAGCAAUGAAUCAUCCUUCGGCUAACAUGAUGCAAACCCCAGCGUUCCAGGGCUUCCAAGCUUCUCCCAUGCCAGCGUCGUUUGCGAAUACACCCUCCCAGCAGAGACAUGGCUCAAGAAAUGGCUCUUUUGUAUAUACAGCUGCAGGUGUCGAUCCCAACAUGCUGCUCAGCUUCUCCAAUCCCGAUAUGACCGGUUCCUUUGGAAGCAUGCCGCAGCAGCAGCCAAUGCUCGACUUGUCAAGACAACCGUACGAGACACAACUGCGGGAUGCAGAGAAUGAGAGGGCAAUGGCGAAGAAGGCUAAGAGUCAGCAUUCACGCAGCAACACAGCUUCGUCGUCGGGUUCAGCGGAAAACGCGAGACCUGUGCUGCAACGAAGCAAUACCGAUAGUGGGCCGAGAAUAACCAGAGCAAUGGACCCUCGGAUGACAAUCCCAGCUAACGCCUCAACGAUUCCCCGUCGCUCAUCGCCACUAAAGCGUCAAAGUGGCGGAUCACUGAAAGCGAUACCUGAGAUUAGAAGACCCCGGACAAGGCUGAUCAUCGACGAGAGUGGUACGGCUCGCACAGAGACGAUACCUACUGGAGAUGAUGAGACCCCCAGGAAUAGACGACAGACUUCGCAGCAAGAUCUUCGACGCCAAUACCCCGGACUGUACGAAGAGCAAGACAGCGAGUCGGACGAUGACGAGCCAGCUCCAAUCGUCAGCCGCAACCCAUCCUUCGUCAUACCCCAACCCGAACGUCGAGCGACGAAACACGCUCGAGCAGACAGCGGCGGGCUCGAACGAGCCAACUCCUUCAAGAUGGCGCGCUCCGUCUCCGCCUCGCGACUCGCAUCCGACGCCCUCUCCAAGACCUCUUUCGAAACGCUACGAUCCACCCGCCGCUCCACCGCUGCCGCCACCGAAAACACCAUCCGUCGCUCCAGCGCCAUGGAGCGCCCCAGCCUCCGCGAACGAGACCCCGAAGACACACACAUGCCCGAUUCCCCCGGCGACGCACUCGGCGCCUUGAAGAAAGUCGUCGGCGCCCGUCAACAACGCAUCGGUACGCUAGCAUAA
This is a messenger RNA of Alternaria novae-zelandiae, 1824 nucleotides long. RefSeq lists its product as uncharacterized. NCBI's taxonomy places the organism in Eukaryota, Fungi, Ascomycota, Dothideomycetes, Pleosporales, Pleosporaceae. Bases 1 to 1824 code for a protein of 607 amino acids. The transcript has 3 exons. The record is from RefSeq and is a predicted model, not a curated record.